CGGCGGCAGCGCGUACGGCCCGGGCAGCGCGGGGCGGCCGCGCCGAGCGGGACCCCGCUUGGAGUACUGGGCAGCGGCACCUCGCAGGGCGGGGAGGGUCCCCUGCUGCACACGGGGACUCCGUACGGUGCCAGCACGCGUCCCUACCCCAAGGAUCCAUCAGCAACAAACUGACACUCCAAGGUGCUGGCUAUGGCUGAGGAGAGCACAGCUACUGACCAUGAGCAGCUCCUGAGGAGGGUGCAGGAGCUGGAAGUGGAGGUGAAGCGGCUGCAGGAGAAGCUCCAGGAGGACAAGGAGGGUUCUGGGAGGAGAGAGGCUCCUCCAGCCUCUGGGAAAGCCAGGAAACGCCAACAACGGCCCUUUGAUUUCGGUGCCCACAGCCGCAGACACGUGGCACUGCGCAUCGCCUACCUGGGCUGGGGCUACCAGGGCUUUGCCAGCCAGGAGAACACCCCCAACACCAUCGAGGAGAAACUCUUUGAAGCCCUGAAGAAGACCCGGCUGGUGGACGACAGACAGACGUCCAACUACCACCGCUGCGGGCGCACGGACAAGGGUGUCAGUGCCUUUGGGCAGGUGAUCUCCCUGGAUCUCCGCUCCAGCCUGCCAGAGGGGCAGCAGGAGGAACUCCGCUACACCCACAUCCUCAACAGGGUGCUGCCACCCGACAUCCGGGUGCUGGCCUGGGCCCCCGUGGGGCCAGAGUUCAGCGCCCGUUUCAGCUGCCUGAGCCGCACGUACCGCUACUUCUUCCCCUGCGCCCAGCUGGACGUGGCGCUCAUGGACACCGCGGCCCAGCGCUAUGUGGGCACCCACGACUUCCGCAACCUCUGCAAGAUGGACGUGGCCAACGGGGUGCUCAACUUCCAGAGGACGAUCCUCAGUGCCAGAGUGACCUGGGUGGACAGGGGAGGAGAAGCCAGGCCACGGGAUCCCUUCCGGCUGUGCCAGUUCGAGGUGACAGGACAGGCGUUCCUGUACCACCAAGUGCGCUGCAUGAUGGCCGUGCUCUUCCUCAUUGGCCAGGGCAUGGAGAGCCCGGAUGUCAUUGAUGAGCUGCUGAACGUGGAGAAGAACCCCCGGAAACCACAGUACAGCAUGGCAGUUGAGUUCCCCCUGGUCCUGUAUGACUGCGAGUUCCCAGACCUGCAGUGGCUCUACGACCCAGAGGUGCAAGGCUUCAAUGUGACACACUUGCAGCAGCUCUGGGCCAGCCACGCCGUCAAAACCCACGUGCUCCGGGACAUGUUGGCAGGCCUGGAUGCUGCUCCCGUGGCCACCAGAAAUGCUCCAGAGAGCAGCCUGGUGCCCUGGGGUGAGCUGCAGCCCCCACUCCACAGCCAGAUCAGCGGCUUCGUGGAAGGGGUCCAAGCCCGCACCUACAAGCCCCUGCUGGCCCGGCCCCGAUGCGAGGGGCUGGAGGCCCGGAUCGAGCACUUCGUGCGGAGGGGCCGCAUCGAGCCGCCCCAGGGGCCGGGGCUGCCGGGGGCCGGGGAGCCCCCCGAGGGCAAGCGGGGCAGCAGCGGAGCCCCCGAGCAGCUGCCCAAGAGGAUCUGUAUGGACACCGAGUGACGGGGCACGUCGGCACGGGGGCAGCAGACGCUUCGCCCCUUUUUUUAAAUUACUGCAGUUGAAAAAAAAAGUGGUUUUUUAGUGCUAUUUUUUAUAAAUCUCAAGAAAACCAGCGUAGCGGAGUUGUGUUCUGGU
Molecule: messenger RNA, 1710 nt
Organism: Camarhynchus parvulus
Lineage: Eukaryota; Metazoa; Chordata; Aves; Passeriformes; Thraupidae
Gene: PUS3
Product: pseudouridine synthase 3
Exons: 6
Coding region: 193-1575 (460 amino acids)
Biological process (GO): mRNA pseudouridine synthesis; tRNA pseudouridine synthesis
Cellular component (GO): nucleus; cytoplasm
Molecular function (GO): pseudouridine synthase activity; RNA binding
Source: RefSeq, a predicted model, not a curated record